Messenger RNA from Asparagus officinalis (garden asparagus), 555 nucleotides. RefSeq names its product auxin-responsive protein SAUR68-like. Gene Ontology annotation, biological process: response to auxin. The record is from RefSeq and is a predicted model, not a curated record. The transcript is spliced from 2 exons. Lineage: Eukaryota; Viridiplantae; Streptophyta; Magnoliopsida; Asparagales; Asparagaceae. The coding region runs from base 1 to 555 and encodes 184 amino acids.
AUGGUGAACUCCAAGAAGAUUAUUGAGAUGGCGAAGAAAUGGCAAAAGGUGGCUUCAUUGGGCAAAAGUGCCUCCUCAUCGCAGACCGGUGCUCAACUACAUUCUGAUGCUUGCAGUACAUCGGUAGCAGAGAAAGGUCACUUCAUUGUAUAUACCUCGGAUUCGAAAAGGUUCAUGGUUCCUUUGAGAUUUCUGGGGAGUGUUAUCUUUGUAGAACUCUUGAAGAUGUCUGAAGAUGAGCUUGGACUACCAAGAUAUGGUCCUAUUCUAUUGCCUUGUGACUCAGUGUUCAUGGAUGAUGAUGGAUCUCUAUGUGUUUCGUUCUUGCAUGAAAAAUUGGAUUUAGCACAUUUUCUCUUAUGUAGUGAUGAUGGAUCUCUAUGUGUUUCGUUCUUGCAUGAAAAAUUGGAUUCUCUGCCAAACGAAUUGCCGAAUGAUUGUUACAGUACAACGGAACUGUAUAAUCUACUAGUUGAUGUAGAUUGUUCAUUAGUUGUAUCAACCGUGUACUCUCUUGAGCUACCAUUGCUGCUGCUCGAUACUCAGCUUCAGUGA